AUGAUAAAGGCUCUAGCAUUGGGCCUCCUCUCUCUUUCUGUUCCUCUUUUCGUUCUCGACCAGCUGAAUUGGCCCCAGCGUUUAGCGUUUGUACAUCUCUUUUCUAACCUAGGCAUACUUUUUCCCACUAUUGCCUUCUUUGUUGGAGAAGCAGGUAACCCGUCCCUAUGGACGUUGAUUAUAUGGCUGACACAAAUAUUUUUUGCCUUAGUCUUGCUAGCCAACUCUGCUUUCGCCCAGAAACCUAGUGUCAGAAGACCCUUUCUUCCAGCACUUUUCCGUAUGGACCACGCUUGGGCAACUUCUUGUGCGGUUUCCAUCCAGAUACUUACUCAAACAGUUUGCUCUCCUCAAGUUACGGUCUUUUUGUGUGAAACGUUUUCAACUUUGGGUCUCCGCAAUCCGUGGGCUUAUCAAAGUGUACAAGUGUUUCUUGUAUUUGCAUCUUCUCUCGUGGCUGUGUUUACUGUGAGGAUUGUAGCUCAUAAAGAUGUUCUCAUCUUCUGUAUGGCUGCGGCUACAGUUGCUUACUUUGCUCUUGGAAUAACUUUCUCGUUUCUGAGUACUGUUCAAAAUAGUAUGGCAGUCUCAUUCUCUAUUGCAGUUCAUGCUCUCCUCAGCUGUCUAUUUCCAAUAAUCCUGCUGACGUCGUGGAUAUACUCUACUUCAUUAUUAUCUCCUGAUAUCAUGGUCGGAGGGAUGUCUAUCACCAUGGCUUCAAGAUGGUUAGUGGAUGCAUCUAUGGCUUUUGCAUUUCCUUUCUUUCUCCGCAAUCCAAAGUCCGUUUCUUUUUUUGUUCUUGGAACUAUAUGUUUUUUGUCCACUAUAGUGUUUAGUCGUUUCCCCAAUGUAGAAAAAGAUGGUGAGAUCAUGGAAGAAUACGACCAAAAUCAGUUUAUGGCCAAAGAGUUCCAAUUGGGUCUGAAGUCAAGACUUUUUGGGCAGAAUACAGAAGCAGGUAAUUUUGGGGAAACUAAAAGGUGA
Molecule: messenger RNA, 984 nt
Organism: Clavispora lusitaniae ATCC 42720
Lineage: Eukaryota; Fungi; Ascomycota; Pichiomycetes; Serinales; Metschnikowiaceae
Product: Sugar (and other) transporter family protein
Biological process (GO): transmembrane transport; carbohydrate transport
Cellular component (GO): membrane
Molecular function (GO): carbohydrate:proton symporter activity
Source: RefSeq, a predicted model, not a curated record